Sphaeramia orbicularis (orbiculate cardinalfish) is the source of this 4634-nucleotide messenger RNA. It is a transcript of the gene acin1b, whose product is annotated as apoptotic chromatin condensation inducer 1b. Gene Ontology annotation, molecular function: RNA binding. NCBI's taxonomy places the organism in Eukaryota, Metazoa, Chordata, Actinopteri, Kurtiformes, Apogonidae. The record is from RefSeq and is a predicted model, not a curated record. Gene Ontology annotation, biological process: RNA splicing. The transcript has 17 exons. Gene Ontology annotation, cellular component: ASAP complex; precatalytic spliceosome. The coding region runs from base 40 to 3609 and encodes 1189 amino acids.
GCGACGCUUGUUGGAGUUUAGACAAGCUGAGGGAGCAAAAUGGCGGACGAUGAUAUUACGCUUGAUGGAAAACCUCUACAAUCGCUCCGAGUCGCGGAUUUGAAAGCUGCUUUGGAGGAAAGAAACCUUCCGAAGAGCGGACAGAAAAAUACGCUAAUAAAGCGACUGAAAGGGGCUCUGAUGCUGGAAAACCUGCAGAGAUCAUCAUCCUCUCACAGUGGACUGCAGCCCAACUCACAGAUAGGAGAGGAGAUGUGCCAGAACAGCUUCAUCAAACAGUAUCUGGCCAAACAGCAGGAGCUCCUCCGCCAGAGACUGGAGAGAGAGGCCCAGCAGGAAGAAGAAGCUGAUGAAAGCCCAGCAGUGGCAGAGGAGGAUGAUGAUGACCAUUCAGAGGACAAUGACAGCUCUGCCUAUGUCUCUGACAAACAUCGCCUCUUGCCCUCCCAACCUCCAGGAGAGCCAUAUGCAGGCCAUGGAAUGAUGAUGUUUAGCCCUGACAUGGGUUCUGGUCCCGGUUUGCAUUCCCAUGAGUCCAGAGAGGCCCCAGAAGCUCGGAUGCAGCGUUCCACUUUUCGCCAGGGGCGCAAAGAACCACAAGCCCCCUCUCCUCCUCGCGCCGUGGCUUCCCUGUCAGUGCGUGUUUUGGGCCAGCCAGACCGCCAGAGCCUGCCCCCCACUGUGCCCCGCACCCAAGAGAAGGCAGGUACCACUGCACCCAGCGAGCCAGGAUCAGCCCACCCUGUCCUGCACCUCAGCCGAUCUGCCGGGGUCCCGGUCUGCGAUGAGGACAGUGAUGAAGAUGAGGCUAGUGAUGACGAGAGUGAGGAUGAUGAUGACUGGGGUCCCGGUGCUGGUGGAGCUAAAAGGGCCAGCAGGGUCCCUCCUCAGCCUCAACAGAUACCCCCCAGUGUACUGUCGAGAUCCAAACGCAAGCUUCAACCUCCACAGCACAUCCCACCUCCACCACCACAGGUCCAGCAGACCCCAAUGCAGCUGCGUCACCCGACUCCUCCCCCCUCUCCACCACCAAACCUGUUCCCCUUCCCUGACACUCCACCAGACAACCACGAAAGAGAAGGCCCUGAAGCUGUUCAUGGUUCAGCUUUCCCUCCUUCUGCUUUGCAGAGACAGGACUCUGACUCCAGCUCACGGUCAAGCAGCCCAGAACCCCCCAUUAAGCGCAGACCAGGACCCCUGUCUCUGCUUGUACACAAGAUGGAGAAAGAGGGAGCUUUCCAUGAGGCUGAGGCCGCCUCCAUUGCUGACGCGUCUGGAGACCAGGCACACUCCGCUACCGGUUUCAAUGAGUCUCCUAUGCAGAGACUGGAGAGAAAGAGGCAUCAGGAGAGCAGAGAGGAGAAAGGACGAGAACAGAACCAGCAGCAGGAGGAGGAGGAGAGAAGAAGAAAGGCACAAGAAGAAGAGAGAGAGAGGAAACAUCUGGAAGAGGAGAAGGAAAAAGAGAGGAAACGGCUAGAAGAAGAAGAGAAACGAAGUCAGAGGGAGGAGCAGAAACAAAAGAACGAGGAGAAACGGCAAGAAGAGGAGGCGAGGAAGAAAAGACAGGAGGCAGUCGACAAAGACCCUAAGAGGAGCCAAGUGGAAGUCCCAGAGUCAGGCUCCUCAUCAGAUUCUGACUCCAAAUCAGACUCAUCUUCACAUUCGUCACAGUCAUCCUCCUCAGGGGACAAAUCCCUUCCAGCAAGGCAGCUCAAGAAGGCAGAAGCAGAACAAGAGCCAGAUGGUGAUAAAAAGAAGGCCCUGGGUAAAGUGGGGGAGAAAGAACACCUCACAAAAAGAGAGGUGUCGGAGCCCAGCACAGCUGCCAUCACAGAGGUGGAUACGGACUCGGAGGGCCCCAUGGCCCAGCAGCCGGCCUCUGGGGCAGAGCCGGAGAACAGCGAGGUUCACCUGGAGGAGAGCACCACUCCUAAGGCUUUCGCCGCUCGCAAGAUCUCCUUGACUAGCAGCAAGACGUCUCCAGCCACCACAGAGGGGGGAGCAGGAGAACCGGAAAUGGGAACUGCAGCAGGGAGGAAGAGGCGAUGGGGCUCGAGCACAGCGGUCACUGCCAAGAAGCCCUCCUUCAGCAUCACCACCGACUCACUGAAGUCUUUAAUCCCAGACAUCAAAGUAAACCAGGAGGCCGUGGUGGAGCUUCACCCAGAGGAGCUCCAACUCUCUGGGGACGAAGAGAACCUGGACCCCAGCCGAGACGACCAGGACAAGGGUCUGAAGAUUCGACGAACAGUCACACAGGUUGUCCCAAGCAACAGUCAGGAGAAUGGACAGGGGAACGAAGAGGAAGACAUGGACAAAACGGACAGAGAAAAACGGCGGACUUCCAAGGAUAGGAGGAAGAAUAGUCUUUCAGAGGACACCAUGGAAACACAGACAUCUGCCAAACUCGACGGAGAGGCCACCAAAGUGACCCCCAGUGACAGCUUGGUCCGUCGAUCCAUCAGUCAGCAGAAGUCUGGUGUGUCCGUCACCAUCGACGACCCUAUCCGCACAAACAGGCAGCUGUCGCCACCUCGUGGAAAAGUCUCAAAUAUCAUUCAUGUGACCAAUCUGGUUCGACCAUUCACUCUGGGCCAACUCAAAGAACUGCUGAACCGCACAGGCAGUGUGGUGGAGGACGGAUUCUGGAUCGACAAGAUCAAGUCUCACUGCUACGUCACGUAUUCUACGGCAGAGGAGGCCGCGUCCACCAGGGACGCUCUUCAUGGAGUCAAAUGGCCUCAAAGCAAUCCCAAGGUGCUCAGCGUGGACUUCUGUGAACAGGAUGAGCUGGACUUUCACAAAGGCAUCCUCAAACCAGACCGGGAGCAGGACAACGCUGCCCAGCCUGGAGGCGGUCCUCAGCCCCGGCUGCCCCCACUCAUGCCUGAACGAGAUAGAGAUCGAGACAGGGACAGAGACAGGGACCGGGACCGGGAAAGGGACCGGGGCGCGGCAGGAGGAGUCCGGGACCUGUGGGCGGAGCGGGAACGGGAGAUGGAGCGCAGAGAGAGGGCCAGGGGUGAGCGAGAGUGGGACCGGGACAAAGUGAGGGAGUUCGCCAGACCGGGAGAGGAGGGAAGACGAUCCAGAUCCAGAGACCGAGAGAGGAGGAGGAGAGAGAGGGCGAAGAGCAAAGAGAGGAAGACUGACAAGAAGGAGAAAGGCGACGAGCCUCCAGCCAAACUGCUCGAUGACCUGUUCCUGAAAACCAAAGCAGCUCCGUGUAUAUACUGGCUUCCCCUCACAGAUGAGCAGGCGGCGCAGAGGGUUCUGGACCGCACCAAGCGCCAAAAGGAACGCGAACAAAGACGCAAAGAGCAGGAGGAGGAGGACAAGAAGCGGGAAGAGGAGAAGAAGGAGCGGCUGAGGGGCAGAGAGAAGGAUGUCGCUGUGACGACCGCGGGCGGCGGAGGAACCGGCGGCCGGGGACCCGACGGGGACCGAGACCGGGACCGGGACCGAAGCGGCCGAGACAGAGAGGGGGACAGGAAGAGGGACGGUGGCGGAGGUGGCAGCGGCGGCGGACACCGUCCCAGGCGACUGUCGGUGGGUAACGGCCGCCGCUCUCGUAGCCGUAGCAACCCCAGGGAUAGACGCCGCUGAGGAACAGGCAGCUGUAGAGAGAUAGGGGGCGCGUUGUAGCAGAGGACGCAAAGGAUUCUGGGAAGGAUGUUCCAUUUGGUGACACGUUUCAGGUUGAGGACUUUGUGUUGUCUCGUCUGUCUGCCCCCCCGUCGUACUUUAAUUCGUCCACUUUGACGCCAGCGUUGUCUUCCACACACUUAACCCACCUCGUAGAUGUCCAUUUCCACAGUCAAUGUUUAACGGCUAAAUAACGGCGCUCGCUCUUCUUCUGUGGUCUUCCAGAAGCCCUGUCCCCGCUAGUCCCCCACAGAAGAAAAGAAGCAGAAAGAAGGGUGUGUGUGUGUGUGUGUUUUUGGCUCUUCAGCAUUUUGUCCCGUUGAGGUUUUGGGAACCCGCCUCUUAAUUUAGUCCUGCGGGUGCACACAGUUCCUUCCUCCUCUUCCUCAGACCCUGUAAUAAAACCGGUCCAAAAUAGAUCCCUGACCUUCACAUAUUUCCUCCAAUCAUUUUUAGCUUUCUAGUAUUCAGCGCAGAGAUUUCUUUUAUACCAAAUUUACAGUUUUUAAGUUGCAUUGAAUUUUUAUGAAUCAUCCUUUUUUGUUUUUGUUCUUUUUUUUUUGUGGAGACAGACGGAGGGUUGUUGAUUCCCACAAAAACUACAACUGGUACAAAAGUCUUGACACUGUAAAACCUGUGAAGUGUGUGAUAGGGCACCUUUUUGACUUUAGUGGCUGUUUUUUCUUCCUUUUUUUUUUUUUUUUUUGGAUGAGAAGGGGAGCGGUAGGAUUAACAUGGAGGUUCUUUUCUGUAAUAAUUACAGGAAGCUGAGCUUUUCCUGCACUGGUGUCUGUCUGGAAAUACCUCCUUGUGACCUUUCAAUCAUAUAUAUAUUUAAUAGGAACUAAAGAAGUUUGUCUUCUAAUAGAGUAAUGGUUACAUUGGGUAUAUUUUUAAUUUUAUGUUUUUUUGUUGAAAGUUUUUCUUCCUGCAAGUGCUGAAUGUAAGGAGAAUUUAAAAAAUGAAUAAAUUUAAAUUGGUUAUCA